UCUAAAAGACUGGAAUAAAAUGGAAGAAAUAGACAUAAAGGAAGAGGAUAUUUCUGAUGACCAGGUUGAGGCACCCAUGACAAAUCUUAAGGAAACACAAGAUAACAAGUAUGAUACAAGUACAAGAUGACUGAAGAGUCAGAAUAUGUAUAGAUAUACAGUGGACCCCCGGAUAACGAUAUUUUUUCAUACUGACCGAAUUUGUUCCCAUAAGGAAUAUUGUGAAGUAGAUUAGUCCAUUUCAGACCCCCAAACAUACACGUACAAACGCACUUACAUAAAUACACUUACAUAGCUGGUCGCAUUGGGAGGUGAUCGUUAAGCGGGGGUCCACUGUAACUGCAGAGAGAGUGAAAAAAGAGAGUGACAGGAAAAAGAAAGCAUCUAUGUAUCCAUGCACGUGGGAGAGAAAAUCUGAAAGAAAAAUAAAAAAGAUGGAAGAAUUAAAACAAAAAAUUGAAAAACAGAUCAUCAUUGCACCAGUGAAAGCAGAACAAGGAGAGACAAAAGAAAAGAUGCAGCAAAUCACUGAAAAGGUUGCAAGAGAGUUAUAUUCCAUUGGAAAUAAAGAUAAGGAAGGAAAUAAGAUAGAAAAAUCUGAAGUAUUGAAGGCAGACCACAAGAAAGAUUGCCCAGUACAUCUCUAUCCCUUGAGAGUAUUAUCAAGUGAGAAUAGUUGUACUCCUCUGGUAAGGUCCUCUCAUAGUCCACACUCAUUUUCACAUUUAUGUGACUGUAUUUUCUCAGAUGAGCUUUCACCCACACUCUCAAGGUCACAAAAAGAUGAAAGUCAAGACACCUCUAUAACCUCUGAGAAAUCUGCUUCUGAGAAACAAUUACAAAUGAAGCUUAUUGAAGCAGGUUGCUGUUUAACAGCAGAAUGUACAAAUUGUGUCAAGCCACAGACCAGGAAAUUUUAUUCUUUUCCUUCAACAAGUUUCUUGCUCACUAUGCCUACACAGACAUACACGAAUAAAUUAAGAAAAGUAUCAGAAACAUCAGCAUGUAGUAAUUCAAUAUUAAGAGAAACAUCUGAAACAAAUUCAUUGCCAUUGCAUCAUGAAAAUGAGUUGCCAAUUCUUCAACGCUCAGACCAAGUUCCAGUAGAAAUUUCCAAGAAGUGUAGCAUCAUAACUCAUGAUGGGUCAGACUUGCUGCCAACAUUUUCACUUCAAAACGACUUGUUAAAUGUUGAGGUUAAUGAUUCCCAUCCUUGGUCAUCAAAGAUUCUCAGUUCUGACAAAUCUUUAACACAUGCAAAUGAUAACACAAAACAUCAUUUGCCAUCAUAUAACUCCACUGAAGACUCAGUUUUACCAGUAGAUCCAAAGACUUUGGUCACUACACCAGUGGAUGACAUGUCCGAAUUUUGGGGGAUGACGUAGAUUUUUAUUCUGAUUCAUCCGGAAAAGACGAAUGUUUAACAAAUGUUUUCAAAUUUUGGCAUGUCCACAGUUCAUUAACAAAGAAAAAACUUAAUGAAGAUUCAGAUAAACUUAAUGGACCAUGGAGAUACAAUAUGAACUCUCCAGUGAAGAAUAAUAAACAAAAAAGCUUCAAGGAGUCCAUGGAAAUAAGCUCUUUGAAGGCUAAAACUAACGAUGUUUUUGAAUGUAAAACACCAAACAAAAAUAAGAAUGCCUUACGACCAUGCCAGGUUAUCCUGUCUCCUUUAACAGUGUGUUAUGCUUGUGGAAAAGUAUUUCUUGCAAGAGAUGAAUAUGAAAAGCACCUUAAAGAAUGCAAAGUGAUCCAAAAGUCUACCAAAGAGCACUUGUAUGUCUGAUUGCACUUUUUCUCGUAUCUACUGAUCAUAAUUAAAUUUAGCAAUAACUUUCAUGUUAUAUAUAAUUCAUAAUUGUUAGUUUCAAAGAAUGGUAUUCAGAACCCAUGUAUAUUUAUUUUGCACACCAGCUGUCUCUCUCCAAGGUAAGGUUACCCAACAAAAAAGAAAACAUUCACUAUCACUCAUUCUGUUACUGUUUUGCCAGAAGGGUGCCAGUAUCACAUUGUUUUCCUUAUUCACAGAGAAGAUACAAGUUUCAUUUAAUCAUUGUUUCAACUAAAAGCACCUUUUGAAUGUAAGUCUAUUUGGUUAAGCCAUUUUAGCAUAUUAGUUUUGCACUCUAUUACAUUUCAAUGAUAGAUAAAGUGAUACACAAAUUACUGCAAAUGACUGGUAUACUGUAGUGUUUGUUCAUUUCUGAUGCAAACUGGAAGAAAAAACAGAUGAAACUUUGAAAGGUCAGUUGCCUUUUUCUUUUACACCAUGACUGUGAUGUGAUAUAUUCCAGGUGGGACCAGCUGGGGCUUCUGAUGCUGAAAUAAGUCUUUCACAGUUUCGAACUUUCUUCAUUCCAGAAGGCUGUUUGAGUGCCAUUACCAAACAAAUUUAUUCCCAUAAGGAAUAAUAUAAAUUAGAUUUGUCCAUUUCAGACCCCCAAAUAUACACUUACAAAAGCACUUACAAUAAUACACUUACAUAAUUGGUUGAGUUGGGAGCUGUUCGAAACUCGGGUUCCACUGUACAGUAAUAUGUUAGAUUUUUUUUUUAACACAUCGGCCAUUUCCCACAGGGGUAGGGUGACCCAAAAAGAAAGAAAAAACUUUCAUCAUCAUUUAACACUUUCACCAUCACUCAUACAUAAUCAGUCUUUGCAGAGGCUCUCAGAUACGACAGUUUAAACAUCCCUCCAAACUGCCAAUAUCCCAAACCCCUCCUUUAAAGUGCAGGCAUUGUACUUCCCAUUUCCAGGACUCAAGUUCACUAACUGGUUUCCCUGAAUCCCUUCACAAAAUAUUACCCUGCUCACACUCCAACAGCUCAUCAAGUCCCAAAAACCAUUCGUCUCCAUUUCACUUUGUAGAAUAUUCUGUCCUCAGAACUAUGAUGUAUGUGUAGGAGGGAAGGGGGGUCACAGAGAAGGCCCACUCACUAAAAUUUUAUAGGAUUUGUUCAAAAUAUUCAUCCAUUUAUAAUAAGCCUAAAUAUUCCCUUCAGGUGUGAAAACUCACCUCAUUUUUACUGUAAUAUGCAUCAUAUAAAAACCCCUUCUAUCUGAUAGGGUUAAAUGAAAUAUUACAAUAGCUUGAGUAUUACAAUACUAUACUGUAUAGCUGUCUGCAAUCUUGAUUGUUUUUUCUUGCUGUGUCAGCUAGAAAAUUGCCAGUUAGUGAUGUGACUGUAUUUUUUUUUUAUUAUGACGGCAAUAUCUGAAUGAUAAACCUUUCCUGUUGGGUCAGAUGAACAUCAUUAUGGCCCAUGAUAAGCUUGCUCUGCCACUCAUGCUGCUCGGUGAGUAAAUAUGACCAAGCAAUCAGAUUGUUUGUAAUCAUUAACUUCUUGGUUUACCUGCUGGAGUGAUAAAGAUUCCGCAUGCCAUGGCUUUAUUGCUCAGAUUUUACCCUUAAACUGUGGCAGACACAGAAAUAAAAAUACCUGUAUGGUAAAAUUUAAAAAAAAAAAUCCUCAUAGAUUGAAAGUGUUUUUUUUUUUUUAACCCUUAAACUGUCCAAACGUAGAUCUACGUUUGAAGAAUUGAGACACUUAUGCAACACAUGGGAAUCU
This is a messenger RNA of Cherax quadricarinatus, 3568 nucleotides long. Lineage: Eukaryota; Metazoa; Arthropoda; Malacostraca; Decapoda; Parastacidae. The record is from RefSeq and is a predicted model, not a curated record.